AAUGUGAAAUUUCAAUAAUUAUUUCAAGGUGAAUUAUGUCAGGAACGGAACUCCACGGUAUUUACAUGUGUUUCUGACUUUAAUUCUGGCUCUUGGGUCUAGGAGUAGCUGCGUAGCAUCAUCUUGCUUUGUUUCACACAAUGUCGGGCGAAGGACGAGUUCUCAAGAGAGCAAACCCAAAGACAAUACAGGACAAAUUCCUAGUUGGAUAUCAAGGAUGGUUUACCUGUCAAGGAGAUGGCGAACCCUGGGAUCCUAACCACCAUGGGUGGCUGCACUGGUUCGAUAAGCCAAUCCCAGACGGUGGACACCCCAAUACCGAUCUAUGGCCAGAUGUAUCUGAUUACUCCCCAUCCGAACUGUACCCUGCCCCAGGUCUCAAAAACGCAGACGGAGAACAAAUGUUCCUAUUCUCUUCGCGCCACUCGAAGACGGUGAGACGCCAUUUCCACUGGAUGGCGUUGCACGGUGUCGAUGGCGCGUUCUUGCAACGAUUUGCAGGCCAAUGCGACUUAGAUGCGGGCUCAGUAAUGAGGAAUCUCAGAGAUGAAGUAGGUGAUCGUGUUCGAGAGGCUGCUGAAGCAGAGGGAAGGGUCUUUGCCAUCAUGUAUGAUGUCUCGGGUGUUCACCCAGACAAGAUUCAGCGAGUGCUCGAGCAAGAUUGGAUACAUCUCAUGCAUGAUAAAUCUAUUCUAGAUAGCCCAAAUUAUCUUCGCGAAAAAGGCAGCCCGGUCAUAGCUCUAUGGGGUUUUGGUUUUAACGAUAGAAACCACUCACCUGAAGUCGUACGAUCUAUCACCAAUUUCUUUCGUUCCUCUACGCCAGGCGGUGCUUACCUUAUGGCAGGCGUGCCUGGACACUGGCGCACAUUGACAUCUGAUAGCGACCGAAACCCCGAGUUCUUGCGAGUUUGGACAGAGGAGUUUGAUGCAUUAAGCCCUUGGACCAUCGGACGUUAUGGAAACGAAGAGGAUGCGGAACGCUGGGGGAAUGAAAAAGUCAAACAGGACUUUGAUUUCUUGAAGCAAAGAGGAGAUGAAGGCAAAAAAAGAGUAGAUUACAUACCCGUAGUACUUCCUGGAGGCAGCGGUUAUAAUCUUUCUGGCGGCCAAUGGGGACUUAAUGACAUAAAGCGCAACGGGGGGCACUUUCUCUGGAAGCAAAUAUAUGCUGCUCGACGCGCAGGGGUGCGCAUCAUUUACGGGGCCAUGUGGGAUGAAUAUGACGAGGGAACAGCAUUCAUGCCUGUUGUCUCUUCUUCAAAGCAACUUCCUGUUCACCCACAGUUUAAUUUUCUAGCGCUCGACGCCGAUGGCUAUUCACUCCCUUCAGACUGGUAUAUGCGCAUAGCUGGUUUCGCCGCUGAAUCGUUACGCGGUGAUCGAAUGAUACACGAUACAUUUCCCCUCAAGGAGUUACAGGAUUAUUGGGCAACACGCCCCAGGUAUGAAGAUAAAACAGCUCACGAGGAAGAGGCGGAGCAACGGAAGGAAGUUCAACGAGCAUAUCACGAUUGGGCUGCCAAAGCGGCAGAUGCAGCGGCAGAUGAGGCUCCUCCACCAUAUAGGCUGGAAGAUGAGGUACACAGACAAAGUCCUCAAACAAGUGGUGCACUCAACGUCAGACCAGUCCCACCUGAAGCCACCAAGCCCACCCUUGGCCGUCAAUCCAGUGUCUCAGCCUCUUUUGUGUCCCCGCCGCCUGUUCCAGCCAGGAGUCCAUCUCUAACCACGAGCUCGUCGUCAGCGAGCAGCCGACCUCCUGCCAUCAACAUGAGUUCUUACCCGGCUCCAAUAUCAACAAGACCGAUGUAUCCCCCCGAUAAGGUGAAUGUGGACAUGCGUCCCCAUCAGCUCUAUCAGCGUUCAAGCCCCUCGCAUUCCAUUGUUAGACCUUCCUCUCGAAUUUCUUUCCCCCUUCCUUCACCUGCAUCUCCUAAUGUGGCACAUUUGGCUGAUUAUCUCGCCCGACAGAAUUUAUCACAUCAUCCGUCAGAAGUCAUCCCAGGACCACAGCAAUCCUAUGCGUCAGGAAUUUCAUCCUCGGUCAUGCAAAUGCCUUCCGCGGAGGCAAGCCUAAGGUGUUCUAGCACGUCACCCGCAAUCCCACCAGUUUCUCCGCGCCCGCCGGCUCCACCAGCACCGGUUGCAUCAUGGUCCCAAUAUCCUGGUCAACAGCAUCUCCACUAUGCCCCUUACAAUCAUCCACCUGUCCCACCCCUCGAUUCCCACCCUUUACCCUCACCCCAGGGUAAGCCUUCCGUUAUAGGCGGACCAAGAUAUGAUCGACAUGAUACCAGUACACAUUCACACGUCGCCUCUUACCCCCGCGUAGAACAAUUCUAUCCGAACACACCUCCAAAUUCUGGUGUACCUCAUGAAACUUACAUGACAACGAGCAUGCCACCCGAUCCCUACCCAUCCUACCCCGCACCAAAUUCACUUACCCAAGACCAGUUCCAACAACACUUUUCGCCCGCACAACCUCCUGGUGGUUCGCAUUCUCCUCGACCGUUCCCUCCACCUGAAUGGGGAAACCCAAACUCGCCUCCGCCCCUAGUACACCAUAAUAGGCCUCCCACGCACCCGCAAACUCAGAGCUAUUACGCCCCGAACCAGCCGGCACCGAAUUGGACAGGCAACGGUGGAGGAGGUGGGUUCAAUCUCGCGGGGCGCGCACUAAACACGCUAGAGGGCAUCGCGGGAAGGGAUGCGAGGAGACAGGUGGAGAAUCUUGCGCAGAGUGGGCGGGUCGAAGCUGCUGAACAAGUUCAAAUGAUGUUAUCCUCCUAG
Molecule: messenger RNA, 2792 nt
Organism: Suillus bovinus
Lineage: Eukaryota; Fungi; Basidiomycota; Agaricomycetes; Boletales; Suillaceae
Exons: 8
Coding region: 141-2792 (883 amino acids)
Source: RefSeq, a predicted model, not a curated record